This is a messenger RNA of Perkinsus marinus ATCC 50983, 162 nucleotides long. RefSeq lists its product as hypothetical. Gene Ontology annotation, biological process: positive regulation of protein phosphorylation; signal transduction. Lineage: Eukaryota; Perkinsozoa; Perkinsida; Perkinsidae. Gene Ontology annotation, cellular component: nucleus; cytoplasm. The record is from RefSeq and is a predicted model, not a curated record. Gene Ontology annotation, molecular function: protein kinase activator activity. The annotation marks the transcript as partial. The transcript has 2 exons.
CCAACAUUUCCGAGUACGACUGGCUCGCUAUCAACACGUAUGAUAUGUGGAAUGAGAUGAAUAUAAUCGUCGGAAGUGUUCAAGAAUACUGUACCAAGCUCCUGUGUCCGACAAUGAACGCCGGGGACUUCGAGUAUGCCUGGGCCGAUGAUGAAGCCGUAA